Molecule: messenger RNA, 2309 nt
Organism: Morus notabilis
Lineage: Eukaryota; Viridiplantae; Streptophyta; Magnoliopsida; Rosales; Moraceae
Product: probable receptor-like protein kinase At5g18500
Exons: 8
Coding region: 451-1986 (511 amino acids)
Biological process (GO): protein phosphorylation
Molecular function (GO): protein kinase activity; ATP binding
Source: RefSeq, a predicted model, not a curated record
UUUCUUACUAUUCUUAUUUUCCCCCACUACUACUAAGAAUAAUAUCAGAAUUUCCAUGUACCUGUACGUCGUCAGGAGCCACAAGACCUUUUUAUUUGUCUUUUUUUUUUUUUGGAUUUGGUUUUGGGUUCUUGACAGGUCUCAGCAGGGCUGUGUCUGGUGCCAGAAAGCUCCUUCCCAGCUUAGAUUCAGGCACCCAUUUGCCCCACAAAGAAAACCCAGAAAGGGUUUUCAUAUCUUCAGCUUGUAGAAGUUGGCUAUAUAAUUGGAUUUUCUCAUAAGCAAAAUGGGUUUUUCUUAGCUCAAGUUUUGAGCUUUUUUCUUUUUUUCUUUUGGGUUGGUCAGAGAUCUGGGGUUAUUGGGAAUGUUGAAGGAGUUUUUGAGAUCUGGGCUUUGAAGGUUUGCCCUUGUGAAUCUCAUCACAUUGAGGCAACCAGAUACUUAAAAAAUAUGGCUUCUGAUCUCAAUGCGGAGUUAUCCAAGAAAACGGCCAUUUUUGGUCUUAAAGUUUGGGAAGUAAUUGGUAUUGCUGUUGCACUAUUUAUUAUAAUUAUCCUUUCUGUGCUGUCACUUUGUCUUACUUCCCGGAAGAAAUCAAGAAGAGCUAGGGACAGGGUUCCCCUUAGCCAAAUCCCGACAGUAUCGAAAGAAAUUAAGGAAGUUCGAGUGGAGCAAGUAGCUGCAACUGAAUUCGUUCCGCGGGAUGGAAUUCUUCUUACCAUUCAUGACAAAUCCAGUGACAAAGAGUCGGACAAGGUUCUACUCCAUCUGGGAAUGGGGAAGGCAAAGAAUGGAGGGAAUAGCAGUCAGUCAGGUUCAUUUAACCGCUUUGAUAAGGAUGGUGCUGGUUCACAAUCAGGAGAAGAAGGGAGUUCCGGUUCUAUGACUGUGUAUAAGCCAUCUUCUUCGUAUCCAAUAACUGCACCGUCUCCACUGAGUGGCCUGCCUGAAUUCUCGCACUUGGGUUGGGGGCAUUGGUUCACAUUAAGAGAUCUUGAGCUCGCAACUAACCGGUUUUCAAAAGAAAAUGUCCUUGGUGAGGGUGGAUAUGGAGUUGUUUACCGGGGUCAUCUGAUCAAUGGAACCCCAGUGGCAGUUAAAAAGAUCCUCAACAACCUGGGCCAGGCAGAGAAAGAAUUUAGAGUGGAAGUUGAAGCAAUUGGCCAUGUGCGCCAUAAGAAUUUGGUUCGUCUUCUGGGAUACUGUAUUGAAGGCACUCAUAGGAUGUUGGUUUAUGAGUAUGUAAACAAUGGAAAUUUAGAGCAGUGGCUUCAUGGAGCUAUGCGUCAGCAUGGAUAUCUCACUUGGGAAGCCCGUAUGAAGGUCCUUCUUGGCACAGCAAAGGCUCUUGCCUACUUACAUGAGGCUAUUGAGCCAAAGGUGGUACAUCGAGACAUCAAAUCAAGCAAUAUCUUGAUUGAUGAUGACUUUAACGCGAAGGUAUCUGAUUUUGGCCUGGCCAAGCUGCUGGGUGCCGGGAAAAGUCAUGUGACAACUCGUGUUAUGGGGACCUUUGGAUAUGUCGCUCCUGAAUACGCGAAUACCGGCCUUUUGAAUGAAAAAAGCGAUGUCUAUAGCUUUGGAGUUGUGCUUUUAGAAGCAAUUACUGGCAGAGAUCCUGUAGACUAUGGUCGCCCUGCCCCUGAGGUAAAUCUGGUAGAUUGGCUGAAGAUGAUGGUCGGUAGCAGGCGCUCAGAAGAAGUCGUAGACCCAAACAUUGAGGUGAGGCCAUCAACAAGAGCCCUAAAACGAGCCCUUUUGACCGCAUUGAGGUGUGUUGAUCCAGAUUCUGAAAAAAGACCCAAGAUGGGUCAAGUUGUCCGUAUGCUUGAGUCAGAGGAGUAUCCUAUCUCAAGAGAGGAUCGAAGGCACCGAAGAGCUCAAGCAGGUAGCAUGGAGAUUGAUUCCCAGAAGGAAUUUUCAGAUACCGACCGGAGUGACAAUCCGGGUUCAAGAUCAAAUAGCAGAGGCUACCAACGUUCAUAAUUAACACGAACUCAUUCGAGUAUCUGAGGCAUAUAUUAUCAUAAUUCUUAAAAUUCUUUCAACUCUUUGAUUGAGCUUGUCUAUCUGAGCUAAUGUCGCCGGCGGCACUUAAGGGCCAGUCGGACACCGGGAGGGGGAAGGCAGUUGGAGGUUGUUGAGAUGAUCUUUUUGUUCCUUUUUUUUGUUCCUCCUUUUCAAAAUCUUGUUUCCUACUUGUAGAUGAAGAGAUUAUUGUUUGUGUAUGAAAGUGGUGGUUUGUGAAGAUCCCAUAACAUUGGAGGUAUGUACAGAAUUAAUUGGUAGUAGCUCUUCAAAUUGUUUGA